Molecule: messenger RNA, 8220 nt
Organism: Dunckerocampus dactyliophorus (ringed pipefish)
Lineage: Eukaryota; Metazoa; Chordata; Actinopteri; Syngnathiformes; Syngnathidae
Exons: 10
Coding region: 144-1499 (451 amino acids)
Biological process (GO): endoplasmic reticulum to Golgi vesicle-mediated transport; positive regulation of GTPase activity
Cellular component (GO): endoplasmic reticulum membrane
Molecular function (GO): GTPase activator activity
Source: RefSeq, a predicted model, not a curated record
AGCUAAGUUGACCCAUGAUCGUUCUCAGCUGUCUGGUAAUGACUUAGAACUAGUUGUAAUGAAAGAUUUUACAAGUUUAAUUCGCUUUAUUGUCCAUGAAAUAACGGAAGACAUUUUCGUGUGACAAGAAUAUUUAAUAGGGAAUGAAAAAGCUCAAACGGAAGAAACAUAAUAGCGUAGGAGUUGGGGUAAAUGGACCUGUCGAGAGAGGAAAGUCAACCAACUGUUUAGCUAGCAAGCAAGAUGUCAACUGUGGGAGGAAACAGAAGUUGGCUGAGAUCCAUCAGGCUUUGAGCAGUGAUCCGGUGGACAUUGAGACCCUUAGGAGGGCCGCUGCCAGUAAAGGGGGACUGCUCACAGAUGAAUUGCGGAGAAAAGUGUGGCCCAAACUACUUAACAUCAAUGUAUAUGAACUACCAUAUAAGCCUGGAAGAGAUGGACAGGAGAACCAUAAGGACUACAACCAGGUCGUCAUGGAUGUCAGGAGAUCCAUGAAACGCUUCCCUAAAGGUAUGCUGUCUUCAGAAAGAGCCGUUCUGCAAGAACAGCUCAUUGGCAUCAUACUGGAGGUUUUAAGAUGCAACCCGCAGCUCAACUACUACCAGGGCUACCACGACAUGGCCGUCACGCUGCUGCUGGUCGUCGGGGAGCGGAUGACUAUCGCAAUGCUGCACACCUUAUCCAAAUAUCACCUCAGGGAUUUCAUGGAUCCUACAAUGGACAGCACCAAACAUAUUUUAAAUUACCUGAUGCCAUUAUUGGAAGAAGUGGACAAAGAGCUUCAUGACUUCAUGAUCAGAGCGGAGGUGGGGACCAUCUUUGCGCUGUCCUGGCUCAUCACCUGGUAUGGACAUGUCCUCUCAGAGUUCAAACAGACGCUGAGGCUCUACGACUUCUUCUUGGCCUCUCACCCCAUGAUGCCCAUUUACCUCGCUGCUACGAUUGUGUUGCACAGGGAGAAGGAGGUGAAGCAGACUGAAUGUGACAUGGCCAUGGUGCACCUCCUCCUCUCUCACAUCCCCCAGGACCUCCCUUAUGAGCUCAUCAUCGGCCAGUCGCAGGAGCUGUUCGACCGCUUCCCUCCCUCCUUGCUGGCCAGGAGGGCGGAGCUGCGAUCUCGUAAAAGAGACCGGACUCUGUACUCCAGCGCCUCACCAUGUCCUCCAGACGAGCCCCCAUCCGACCGACCCACCCCAAUUGUCAUUUACCAACCUUCCUCCUCCUCCCCACCCUUGUUCUGUGCUCGUAGCAGCUCGUCACUCGGGCCUGGAAGUGGCUUUGUCCCGGGACGGAGGCCAGCGUUGGGGGAAGGGGAGCAAGAUGGUGAAGAUGGCCGUGUGGGGGCUGUCGGCGACGCUGGGGGCAGCCGUGCUCGCCGUGGCUCAGACCGCCUUGGACUGGGGACCCGACAUGUUGCUGCAGCUCUUCUGAUGCGGCGUCGGGUUUGUCGUAGGGUCUUUAAAGGGCACACAGGCUCACGUUCUCGUGUUAGGACUUGAAGCUAGUAUCUGAGAGGGAAGUUAAUAAAAUGGAAGGAAGUUAAUUUAAGUAGCAGCUCAGUGGGACAAAGCGUGACCCAUGGGAUGCUUUACAUCCAGGUUACAGUGUCACACUGCCGUUGGCAUUGUUCAGCUUUAGGCUUCUGUUGUUAUGCACGUGUGCGUGUAUUAAAAAUACAUAUUUUAGUUUAGUUGUUCUGGUGCACUUGUGAUAUCUGCAGCUGUAUCUGGAAGCCAAAAAAUGCCGCUGGCCAAAGCGAUAAGAGAAAUUAUUUAAGAGCUCCAAGCUUCCUGUUGUUGGCAGAGGUGGAGAGCAGAAGAUGACGAAAAGGUAGGCACCGUGUAUUUCCACAGGUGUUAGCAAGGUGUGUACAAGCAUAUAGCAAUCACAAGCAUUCAGUUCUUGGACGCGUGUGACAGCCCCUCUGUAGUUAGGUUUUUCAGCUGAAAAAUGCACACCUGUGCAGGGUUAUGCAGACAUGCACCCAUUUAUUCAAUAUCCUUUUGCUUCACAUGUCACAGAAACAUUUGUUGAACUCACUGUUUUUACCAAAUUUAAUGGAAGAAAUUGAUUUUUUUUGUGUAGAAAAAGAAACUUCAAGUCCUCUACCUGUCGGAAAUCAUUAUUAGAAAAUAAUUGUGGCAUUUCAGAACCUAAGAAUGGAUUAUUAAUAAUACAGACAAGGCAAAGAAUUACGUUGGCGCUAUCUGCAGCAUGUGUGAAAUAUUUAUCUGCUUUUUACGAGCUCGCAGCCCAGCUGCAUCUGUUAGCACAACUUUGCUGGAGUUGCAGUGCAGCGCAGCCCUGCCCCGUCUUAUCCCUCUCAUCAGGCUAAUGGCGAGCAUGUGUCAGCUGCAAGCCGCGUUGAUUUAAAGUCGCAGUGAAAUGUGUGAACUUGCACCGUGUUUUAAGUGCAGCUCAUCAAAACAAACACACAGGGGGAGCAAAAACAAAACAAAAGACAGAGGACAAAACGAGAAGGUUAAAAGGUUAGUUUGGCCUCAGCGUGCACGUCUCCAGGGCUGCCUGAGGCAAUCAGAGCAGGGUUGCUGAGCUGAGUAAUUAACAAUCCAGUGGAUCUGUCACUCUUAUUACUUGGCUAGUUAAGAGGCUCACAGUAGAACUGAGACUUUUAUUGUUCAUCACUUUUUAAUUAGACUGUCGAUAAAUCAGUGCCUGUUUGCUGGUCCGUGAUCAGUUAGCCAGUUUGUGUGUGUGUAUGUGUGUACCUUUUUUGUGUACCUCGAUGCUCUCGUAUUUAUUUUAAUUGCAACAAUCUGGCUAUUGAAGGGAUCUUGUUGCAGUGAGCCAUAAUAAUGUCUUGGUCACUGUGGUAAGUAAAUUGUCAACAAGCUUAACGGACAUGCGCAUGGCGUUCAUGUAAACGGUGUUUGUUUUUAGUUUAUGUCACAGAAAUGUAAAUUAUGUCUGCCCUACAGCUGCUUUCUCAAUUACAAAAAUACUCUUUUUGCUACUCAGUAAGCCUUUACAUGUAUCACAGUGCUUUUAAGUAUAGUUUAGAUGUGAGAUGGACAUGUUGUCAAGACACCUGAUUUAAACUAAGAAGUGGUGCUGAUGCCAGAUCUUAAUGAGGAUUUAAAUUCCUGCUCUUGGCACGCACUCCUCGUUCUCCCUCACACACAUCUGCAACAAACACCUGCACUAUUUAUCUGACACACAGUGAAUCAAACCAAUUAAAAUAAUUGUAUUCUGGUCUAUUCUGUUUUUAAUAUGUAAAAUCCUAUUUAUGGUUGUUGCUAACAAAGAAGGUUGAUGCGGUAUGAGCCAUUAUAGUCAACAGCAUUUGUUAUCAUACAUCUGUUUAAUGAUUAUAUUGCAAAUAAAUUAAAAUAUCAAACUGUCAGUGAUGAUUAAUCCAAAAAAAAGCAGCUGGAGCAAUUUAAAGAAGGCCGACUGUAGUCGUGCACAAUUAAAUACGAAAUUAACCUCCUCUUUUUGUGCAAUCGUACAGAUGUUGUCUCUGUAGACUCAACUGACGUCCCCCUGAGAAUUUAGGUCAGUUGUUGGUGCGUGGGGGGGGCGGUUGGAGCAUCUGUCUGUCAACCCCCUUGACGGCGACAAGCACUACAAGGCUGGAGGGGGGUUUGGGGGAUGGCAAAAUGUCAGGAAGUUAGUAGAUAGGCAUCAGGUGGAUGUGUUUGCGGCGGCCAAGGGGUAGCUGAGGUCGUCCCAACAGCACAACCCCCCUCCUGCAUGGAGAUGAGCUAGAGAGGAGGUGGCGAAAGCAGAUGUAGCCCCAACGUGAACGCACAGCCUCAAGGUGUCUGGACGUUCUCUCUCACACGCACACACACACACACACACACACAAAAACAAACACACACUGGCUACUUGUUGGCGCCCUAAACAGCACUGAUAUUUCACAUGCUAGCUUUGAUUCUAGCUACCUCACAAAUUCUGCAAGCAUGUGUUUGCGUUGCAUGUGUGCACUUCAUAGUUCACGUAGAGGUGCUGUGUGUGUGUGUGUGUGUGUGUGUGUGUGUGUGUUUUGGGCACAGGGCUCGCCAGGAACAACAGCUGCUCCAGGGGUCUGCCUGUUUACAUAUGUAUGUUUUUUUUUUUGUCUCUCAUGACAAACUCACGCAACUCGUAUGCCGCCAAUAGGAGCACCUAGACUCCACUCCACUGUUGUGUAACGGCGUACAGUCAUUUGAAAAAUUAGGACACCCCACGGUUCUAAAAAGCACUCACUGUAAAGUAAAGGUGUUCAGCCGAAUUGCCAACAAAAUUGUUACACACAUCGAGGGGACUGACAAGCACGUGUGUAAAAUUUGAGAAAGAUCGGUAAAAACAUGGCCCCCACCAAGCAAAAUGCCUUAGUAAGUCAUUGGCCAUUUGCCUCAUGAUUAUAGAACUUUAAGCAUAUCUGUAUUAAAUGUAUGCUAGCAUGUCUUCCAAAGCAUUUGGAGCACAACCAAAAGGGGGCGCCACAAAUGUCAUUUCCAUUCAAAAUAUUGGUGUUUCCUUUAUUGAGCCAAGUCACAUACUUGACAUGAAACUAAUUUCACGGCACACCACCAAACCUGUCAUGGCUUUUUCUGUUGUAUCAAUGACAACAGGUUAAUUAUGUAACUUCUGUCAUCCUGUGGAACAGCCUGCCACUGUUCAUCACUGUAUAGAUAGAUUGACAAAGAUAAUCAUUUUCGGACCAAUUAAGUGAAAAUGGAUAAUGAAAGUGGAUAAUUUCGUGUGGCACACUUGAUAAUCUUUCAUGCUCUCAUGUGCCACCGCUGGGUACAAUAGCCUUUUGGAUGAAACGUAAUCAUAGCACGUUACAACUUUUCUCUCUCUUGAAGGAAGCCUGGCUUCACCCAAGCUUUUAUUGUCUGCACAAUUUUUUUUUCUGCUUUCCCUCCCACUCAGCCCUUCACUCUGUCAUGGAUCAGAGAACAUGUCGCAAAGUGCUUUGCAAGGCAACACGUGUGCAGCGCGCCCCUGCAUGCUGAUGCGACUCUGCGGCUUGCUAGCCUGCCUUGUGCUCUGCAUCUGCUCAACAUCUGCAUGCGCGUGCCAGCACUUGAUCAGCGAGUCUCCGUCAAGCAGAAACCUUCCUGUCUUCUCAUCUGCAGCUUGAGAAUUUGCUCACAAAAUGUACAUGAAGUUCAGACACAAUUUGCCGUUUUCUGGCAAACACCCAAACCCCACACUCCAGUGUAGUUGUGUAAUAUUUGACCCAAACAAAUAUAAUAUAGUUGUUUAAAAACAACAAAAAUGUUAUCCCCUCCAAUUUUACACUUUGUGUUUUUUGGGGGGAAUUGCACAGUAUUCCUUUUUUAUAGUGAGUAAUUGCACUAUGUUAUGACUUGUACUAAAUUCCUUUGAGAAAUUCCACUACAUUGGAACAAAAUCCAACAAAAUUUUUGUGACUCUCCAUGGAAGCACACUAGUUUGACUAAGUCUUCCCAAUGAAAUAUCCCCGUAAUUGGUGUUAGAGACAACAGAGAUGUCAAAGCACUCUUACAUCCACGAGUCCCACCUCCAAUUAGUCUUUGGCAUCCACAGUCACUGUGCAGCAGGUGUGAAACUUUUCAUUUAAACUUUGCCAGCGUCCGGCGCAGUGUCAUAUUAUGAAUCUCUGAUAACCCCCGGGCCUCAUUAGGCUGAAAGCAAGGUCGUGGUCAUGCUGUCCUACGCAUACCCUUUAUACUUACUGCUCAUGCUUUUAGCGUGUGGCAGCCUUCUCUGCAACGUGGACACGAGGGAGUGACCUCUUGUACUCUUGGCCCCCUGGGUCCUACCGAUACCAACCCUCACCCUGGACCUCACCUCUGUUUCCAUGGACGCCAAAGGAAUUUGGACGUGUCGCUCCAACUGUCAUCAAAAAUUCAGCAGCUCCCAAACAGACAAUCUUGACUUUUGACAAGCUCUGAGGAUUUUGCACGUUUUUUCCCUCCUCCUCACCACACACUACUAAUUUACACUCCCGGAGUUGAUCGAUGUGUCAUUUAUGUCAAAACAAAAACAUGGAACAUGCUGUUGAGUCCAAAAAUAGAGCCUCCAUAUGUACUAUUUUGCUGACUGAUUUCACACAUCUGCAAAAGUUUCCUCGCUCUGACUAUAUUAAAAAGUGUCACGGCGACAUUGUGAUGACGUCUUGUUAAUCUCUCACUGACUCGCUGUCAGUGUUUCGCUCAUCUCCCCGUCCGCUAAUACACCCAUGGCGCCCAGCCUGAGAUGGCGAGUUCAUUUUUAAGCUUCAAUUGGAUCCGUCCGUGUUGAGCUUUCUGCGGAGAAGCACAUCUUUGGAUGUUUUUUUUUUUUUUUUUUUUUUACAGCCGGGACACAUCAAUCUGUCUUAAGUCACAUGGGCUCCAGCUCGUGUCCUUCAUUUGGAAAAACACCUUGCAGAAAAAUGCGCGUUUGCAAAAUGUCAACAAGCGUUCCAUGUGUAUCUUGCCUGGGUAUACUUGGAAUGUGUUUGCGAGCACAUGUGUGUGUGCGUGCGUGGGUAUGUGUGUGUGUAUGUAAGAAAUAUGAAUUUGUUGGUAAAUGUCAAGAAGUUGGCAGUCUAAUGGUCGGCCUGACAAAUGAUCCAUAAAGCCACAAAGUGAUUGGCUGGGAGAUUGUCAUUCAUUCUAAUGCAACUGUCAUUGUGUGUGUGUGUGGAGAAUGAAGCAGUGCAGACACGCAGUUGCAGUUUAAUUACAACCAGAAUGGACUUGCUGGUGUGUUAUACGUUUGUCACGUUGACGAAACAUGUACUCAGGAGAAAUUGGUAGGAUUUGCCACUAAAAAUCAUCCAUGUAGCACAUUUCUGGGUUGAAAAGCUCUUAUUGUUCAUCCAUUCCAUUAAAACAAUUUACCCACAUGUUAACCCAUGGACUGCACGCCAAUAGUGUUUAACAAAAUCUAGCAUGUUUGUGGCAGGCUGCUUCAUUUUCUGCACAGCAUGUCCGCCAUAUUUGUGCAGGGUGUCGCAGCAGCUUGCUUGGAGAGUGGUUUUGUGCCUGUGCAAGAGGCUAGCAAUGAAACAAUGACACUGAUGUUGCUGGAAAAUAGCCCAGUUUUAAUCUUGUAUGACUUCCUCCUAAAUUGUCAAAAAAACAUUUCACCUGGGCUUGAUAUGUUAACUUUUUCCAUCAGACAAAAACCCUACGUCGUCCUUCCUAACCUUUACUUUGACAUCUGAUAUAUCCUGUAAGACGUCUUUACCGCAAGCCGUGACAUCUGUAAAGCCGAACCUUAUGUUUGAUUGUAGCCAGUUGCUCCCUGCAUAUGAGAAAAUGUGGUAAAUAAAAUGUAUUGCUCUUCAUAUAUUUAAUAGUUUGAGCCAUAGACCAGACAGCUGGAGGGGGUUUGUAUUUGUGUUUGAUGUACGUUUGAAUCUACGUUCCUCUACAGGGAUACAAACUGAAAGUAUACCCCCGCCCCCAGGCACCACCCAACUUCCUUGGACUGCACAGAUUUCCAACUCCUUCGUUUGCAUGCAAGCCGUGACAUCUGUAAAGCCGAACCUUAUGUUUGAUUGUAGCCAGUUGCUCCCUGCAUAUGAGAAAAUGUGGUAAAUAAAAUGUAUUGCUCUUCAUAUAUUUAAUAGUUUGAGCCAUAGACCAGACAGCUGGAGGGGGUUUGUAUUUGUGUUUGAUGUACGUUUGAAUCUACGUUCCUCUACAGGGAUACAAACUGAAAGUAUACCCCCGGCCCCAGGCACCACCCAACUUCCUUGGACUGCACAGAUUUCCAACUCCUUCGUUUGCAUGCAGUUUCCUCCCUGAAAAAAGGUGAGCAUGUUCCAUCUGUACAGACGGCAAAGGCGUGAAGAUGAGAGACUCGCUCUUUUAAAAACUCUUAAAAAGGAGCAACACACAUCAUUAAGAUGAAGCGGCUGACCACAGUGGAGCACCGCCAGACAUGGGAGACAGCACAAGUAGAAAUUCAUCAAAGACAACGUCUGGCAAAGAGUUUAAAGGUGGUCAAAGCACCCGGUGAUCAAGCAAAGCCUCUUGGCUCAUCAGCACUGCCUUUAUAAGUCGCAUUCAGCCAGAGUGCAAAACGAAUAAUGUUUGCUUCACAACGUAAAGAUUUCCCACGUUAUAUCUGUCUUGGUUUAGUCGCGGUCUCUCCUGACAAGACUUGAGGACCCGGCAGCCUUGUGAUCCAUGGUCACAACGGGGAAAAAAAUGCAAAGCAGUCUCCAUUAACAGGAUUGUGUGCUUGUGUGACGCAAAGCUCACAUGACCGUAAAUUGCGCUAUAAGCG